Penicillium brasilianum is the source of this 1770-nucleotide messenger RNA. The record is from the annotation of a GenBank genome assembly. Lineage: Eukaryota; Fungi; Ascomycota; Eurotiomycetes; Eurotiales; Aspergillaceae.
CUAAAUGAUGGGGUCCCGCGUGGACCCCUGGAUCCCCUAGGGCCGGGCUCCCUUCCGCCCCAUGCUUGACCUUGCUUCGUCAUACCUGUUCCCUUAAAACCUGCUCACUUUCUCCUCUCCUUCGACUACUCACCCUCUCAAUUCCUUCAUAACUCGAUCAAUUGAAUCGCCUUACCACGGCGCUAGCCAACAUUAUGGCUAUCGCUGCCGCCCAACGAAAACAGGUCCUCAAGGUAUUGAUGAUCUCGCUUCUACUGGACCUCAUCUCCUUCACGUUCAUCCUCCCCCUUUUCCCCUCCCUCCUCUCCUUCUACCGCGCCCAAGACCCAUCACCGACCUCCCUCCUAAACCGCAUUUUCCAUUACCUGAACGCCUACAAGAAUGCCUUCGCCCGCCCCAUCGACUCACGCUACGACAUCGUCCUUCUCGGUGGAGCACUAGGCUCCCUCUUCUCCCUUCUCCAAGCCGUCGCCGCCCCUAUCAUUGGCCGCCUCUCCGACCGCCAUGGUCGACGCCGCGCCUUAUUAAUCUCAAUGGUCGGGAACAUCUGUAGCGUCACGCUGUGGGUUUCUGCGACGGAUUUCCGCACAUUCCUGGCUAGUCGGGUCGUUGGCGGGCUGAGCGAGGCUAAUGUCCAGCUGGCUAAUGCUAUUGUCGCGGAUGUCACGGAUGAAACGCGUCGGGGCGCGUCGAUGGCGCUGGUGGGCGCUUGUUUUAGCAUUGCGUUUACCUUUGGGCCGAUGCUCGGUGCGGCGUUGAGUACGGUGGACAUUGUCACGGCGAAUCCGUUUAUCACUGCGGCACUGGUCUCGCUAGUGCUGAUCUUUGUGGAAACGGUUUAUUUGUGGGCUUGUUUGCCUGAGACGCACCCGCGGCUGACGACGUUGGAACGGGAGGAGAGUGCUGAGUCCGGUGCGGGGACGAAGAGCGAGGCGAAGGUUGGAAAGCCUCGAGGAUAUACGAAUAACCCGGCUCUUCUCAAUGCUGUCCACUUCCUUUUCCUCCUGCCGUUCUCCGGUCUGGAAUUCUCUCUCCCUUUCUUGACGACGACUCUCUACGCCGGAACAACUACGGCCAGCCCGGCGGCUUUGAAUGGUCGUCUCCUUUCUUUGAUGGGUCUGAUUGCAUCCCUUCUCCAGGGCACGCUCGUCCGUCGCCUUCCUCCAUUGAUCACCGUGCAAGCUGGAGUCGUCGCCUGCGCGCUAUCAUUCUUCUGUUUAGCACGCGUCUCCACACCAUCAGGCCUCUAUGCCGCAGGCGGCUUAUUGGCCGUGACGAGCGCUACCGUCGUCACCGGUCUGAACAGCCUGGGCAGCUUCGAGGCCCGGGAUGCCGAUCGCGGUGCUGUGAUGGGCCGACUCCGGGGCUGGGGUCAGGCAGGACGUGCAGCUGGACCGAUCUUGUUCUGUACGCUAUUCUGGUGGGCUGGGCGUGAAGCAGCUUAUACCGUCGGUGGAUUGGCCAUGUCCGUCGUUGCCGUGGCGGUGUUUGGCUUGUUGAAGUCGCCUUCGUUGCAUGUCAAGACGGAGUAAAUGUCCGAAGUGCAGACCGCUGGUCGGUACUGUACACAUCUAUAUUGCUAGAGUGCCUAUUUGGAUGGAUUGCCCUCGGCGGGGCAAAUUUCCGGGAUAGCCGUCUUGCGACUCGUUGUAUUACUAGUUGAGCAAAUAGCAUAUUCAAAUUACGCAUAUAAGCCUGCAGCGGGAUUAAUGCAAGCUACGCUUGGCAUGAAAGCUUCUCCGCGCAACUCAGUCCUAAAUUAGAUUGAAC